Molecule: messenger RNA, 2605 nt
Organism: Dioscorea cayenensis subsp. rotundata (Guinea yam)
Lineage: Eukaryota; Viridiplantae; Streptophyta; Magnoliopsida; Dioscoreales; Dioscoreaceae
Product: 5'-3' exoribonuclease 4-like
Biological process (GO): nuclear-transcribed mRNA catabolic process
Cellular component (GO): nucleus
Molecular function (GO): 5'-3' RNA exonuclease activity; zinc ion binding; RNA binding
Source: RefSeq, a predicted model, not a curated record
ACCGAAUUCGUUUCCCAAAUUUUGAUCUUUCUAUCUUCGUUUCCAUCUUCUUCUAGUGCUCCAUUUCGGAUCUCGCCGGAGCGAGAAGGGGAGGGCUACUGCUGCGAUGGGGGUUCCCGCAUUCUACCGUUGGCUUGCCGAUCGGUACCCGCUUUCGAUCGCCGACGUUAUCGAGGAGGAGCCGCUGAGAGGCGCCGCCACCGUGGAUGCGUCCCGGCCCAACCCUAAUGGCAUGGCGUUUGACAAUCUAUACUUGGAUAUGAACGGCAUCAUACACCCGUGCUUCCACCCCGAUGGAAGGCCUCCACCUACCACUUAUGAUGAUGUAUUCGGGUCCAUCUUUGAUUACAUUGAUCAUCUCUUUGGUCUUGUACGUCCUAGAAAGCUGUUGUAUAUGGCUAUAGAUGGUGUUGCUCCUAGAGCUAAAAUGAAUCAGCAAUGUUCUCGGCGAUUCAGGGCAGCAAAAGAUGCUGCCGAGGCUGCAGCUGAAGAGGAACGGUUAAGGAAGGAGUUUGAAGAUGAAGGAAGAAAUUUGUCUAUUUCUGAGAAACCCGAAACACUGGACUCAAAUGUUAUAACUCCAGGGACUGGAUUCAUGGGUGCACUGUCAGUUGCCCUCCAGUAUUACAUACAUCUGAGACUGAACAACACCCCUGGCUGGCAGUCUAUUAAGGUUAUACUGUCCGACUCAAAUGUCCCUGGUGAAGGAGAACGCAAAAUCAUGUCCUACAUCCGGUUGCAGCGCAAUCUUCCUGGCUUUAAUCCAAAUACACGACAUUGUCUCUAUGGAUUGGAUGCAGAUUUAAUUAUGCUGGCUUUGGUGACACAUGAGGUUCACUUCUCAAUUUUAAGGGAGGUUAUCUCGAUGCCAGGGCAACAGGAGAAGUGUUUUCAAUGUGGUCAAAUAGGGCAUCUUGCAGCUGAAUGUAGAGGUAAUUCUGAUGCACAAGGCCCUGAGUUUCAUGAUAAGGACGAGACCCCAAUUUACAAAAAGAAAUACCAGUUUCUGAAUAUCUGGGUUUUGCGAGAAUACUUGGAGAAUGAUUUGAGAAUUCCUGAUCCUCCAUCUGAGAUAAACUUUGAAAGGCUCGUGGAUGACUUUGUAUUCCUUUGCUUUUUUGUUGGAAAUGACUUUCUUCCUCACAUGCCUACUUUGGAAAUUCGUGAGGGUGCGAUUACGCUUCUGAUGUUUGUCUACAAGAACGAGUUUACUGCUAUGGGUGGUUACUUGACGGAGGCUGGUGAGGUUUCAUUGGAGAGGACAGAGCACUUUAUACAGUCAGUUGCGGUUUAUGAGGAACAAAUAUUUCAAAAGCGGGCCCGGAUUCAACAGGCCAUUGAGAACAAUGAGGAGUUUAGACUUAAAAUGCGGAGAGAGAAUUCUGAGGGUCUUCCAUCUGUGUCUACAGAAAAGGUAAAAUUAGGCCAACCUGGAUACAAGGAAAGGUAUUAUGCUGAGAAGUUUGAUGUAGAAGAGCCUAAGCCCAUUGAUGAUAUCAAGAAAGAUGUCGUUCAAAAGUAUGUAGAAGGCCUGUGCUGGAUCAUGCGAUAUUACUACCAAGGUGUCUGCUCUUGGCAAUGGUUCUACCUUUAUCAUUAUGCUCCGUUUGCAUCUGAUCUCAAAGGUCUGGCUGAUAUGGAAAUCUUUUUUUUCCUUGGACAACCAUUUAAACCAUUUGACCAGCUAAUGGGGACUUUACCUGCUGCCAGCUCAAGCGCCUUGCCUGAGCAUUACAGGGCUCUUAUGAAUGAUCCAGAAUCUCCUUUAAGUUCCUUUUAUCCAAAAGAUUUUGAAAUUGAUAUGAAUGGGAAGCAGUUUGCAUGGCAGGGUGUCGUAAAACUGCCAUUCAUUGAUGAGAGACGUUUACUUGCUGAAACGAUGAAGCUUGAAGACACUCUAACCGAAGAGGAAAGGUAUCGGAACAGAAGGAUGUCUGAUAUAAUUUAUGUCAAUCGAAAUCAUCGUUUGGCUGAGCAAAUUUUUGCACUAUCAAUGUGUGUGCAACUUCCGUUUGAAGAACGAUUCGUUUGUAUUCCUAUUGAUGCUAAUCUUAGUGCUGGGAUGAAUGGUUUUCUUUCAUUGUCUGAGAGAAACUUUUUCAGCACGUCAAUACUUGCUCCAGUUAAAGGUUUGAAAAAUGUUGACCACAACCAAGUCUGGAAUGCGACUUAUCUUAAUCCUCCACAUCAUGAACACAUUUCAGAACCACCUCAAGGUGUGGUCGUGCCCAAAAAGGUUGGUAUAUCAUCUGGUGCUGCUGCCGCUGCUGCUAUUAAGCUUGCCCGGAGACCAGAAAACGACGGGAAACUCAUUGUUGUGAUUUUACCUAGUGCCGGAGAGCGUUAUCUUUCCUCUGUGCUCUUCCAGUCAAUCAAAGAUGAAGCGGAGAACAUGGUUUUUGAGCCUUGAGAAUUCGAACAAUCAACAUUGUUUUACCAGACAUCAUCGUGUCUGUGUUUCUUUGGAGUGAUUGGAAUAAGAGAAGUUAUCUACUGAAGAAGCACUGUCUAUGUGCUUCAUAAUGUUCUUGAAUAACAAAGAACUUUAAUGUACUGAAUCUUCUAUUAAAUUUCUGCCUGAUUUAAUGUUCCAUUAAUGGAUCAA